ACAUACCGCGAAGUAUGUUUGCUAAAGCACAUGAAACACAAAAAUGUCAUCGAUCUGGUCGAUAUAUUUACAACAGCAAUAUGUAAAAACGAUCUGGAUAAUCUCUACCUUGUUUCCACAUUCUAUCCGAGAGAUUUGAAAAUGAUGUUGGAAAGCGAGGAGAUGGGGUUACCCCUCAUCAGGUCCUUGGUCUACCAAAUAUUCUGCGGACUUUAUUAUAUUCAUUCAGCUGGGGUCAUCCACCGUGACUUAAAACCCAGCAACAUCGGUGUUACUGCUGAUAAUUGCAUCAAAAUUAUGGAUUUUGGCCUGGCCCGACAGGUCAGUCUUAAAAUGACGGGUUAUGUGCAAACCCGAUGGUACCGAGCACCAGAAAUAAUCCUGAACUGGGAAAAAUACAAUCAAACAGCAGAUGUGUGGUCUGUGGGUUGUAUCCUGGGUGAAAUGUUAACAAAACGAGCUGUGAUACGAGGGCAAAAUUUCAACGAUCAGGUAAAGCAGAUAUUAUGUCUAGUCGGAACACCGGAUUAUGAAAUGCUAAAGAAAUUUACUUGUGAAGAAGCUGUUGCUAUGAUAAAACAAUAUGGUACUUUUGUAAAACAGGAUUUUUCAACUUUUUUUAAUACCACAGAUGAAGAGACACUUAAUCUUUUGGAUCAGAUAUUUAAUUUAGAUGUAGAUAACCGAAUCUCUGUGGAUGAGGCAAUG
Messenger RNA from Octopus bimaculoides (California two-spot octopus), 708 nucleotides. RefSeq names its product mitogen-activated protein kinase 11. Lineage: Eukaryota; Metazoa; Mollusca; Cephalopoda; Octopoda; Octopodidae. The record is from RefSeq and is a predicted model, not a curated record.